UUUUAUUUGAUCCUUGGGCAUGCGGUAUGUGUUGUUACAAACCUUAAAGGGGUUGGUGUCCUAAUUCUAAUUAUAAUAAGAGGACUAUAAAGUAUAAACAAUUGUUAUGUUGACCAAAUUAAUUAUUCAUAUAAUAUAUCAUUCAUAAUUUGUUAUUAAUUAUUUUUACAAAGACUUCUUAAUUUGUUAUUAUCACAUUUAUACAUAAGACAAGAUAAUGGAGUAAGUAUGAAAAAAUUAUUUUUUACAAAAAGAAUGAUCAAACAAGAAGACAUAGUAUUUGACCAAAAAAAAAAUAAGAAGACAUAGAAUUUGUAUAAGAUUCAAAGCAAAGCAAAUUGUAAAGCUAUCUAGCUACUGCUUGUUCUUGUAUACUCAUCAAGGAGUAUAUAUUAUUAUCUCCUCUAUUGCUUAUUCCAUUAAGAUGGCUGUUGAAUAUUAUGAUUUUGGACCUUACAAAAUCCACCAUAGUUCAGUGUUUCAUACAACAGAUCUUUCUUUUGCCUUUGUUAACCUACGUCCUGCUGUGACUGGUCAUGUUCUGAUCUGUCCAAAGCGCGAAGUGAAGCGUGUUGCGGAUCUCACGGACGAUGAGAAUAUUGAGUUAUGGCGCAUAGCACAUAAACUUGGUAGACAACUUGAGAGCUACCAUAAUGCAUCAUCACUUACAUUUUGUAUCCAAGAUGGAGCUCAAGCUGGACAAUCAGUUCCUCAUGUUCAUAUCCAUAUCCUUCCUCGGAAGAUUGGCGAUUUCGAAAACAAUGAUGACAUUUAUGAUGUGAUAAAUGAAAAGGAGAAGGAAUUGAAAAGGAAGCUAGAGGUGGAUAUUGAGAGGAAAGAUAGGAGCCUUGAAGUAAUGGCACAAGAAGCUGAUGAAUACAGAAAAUUUGUCUUUUGAUACUUUUUAUUAAGUGGCACUAGAAAAGAUAUGAAGUUACUUAAUCUCUACAAAAUAAUAUUGAUAAUAAGGGAACUGAGUCAUUUGGAAACUUUUGUAUUUACAAGUUUUCUAUUGUAUGGAAGAAAUUGGAAAU
Messenger RNA from Trifolium pratense (red clover), 1034 nucleotides. RefSeq names its product bifunctional bis(5'-adenosyl)-triphosphatase/adenylylsulfatase FHIT-like. The record is from RefSeq and is a predicted model, not a curated record. Gene Ontology annotation, molecular function: catalytic activity. The coding region runs from base 425 to 898 and encodes 157 amino acids. The transcript has 5 exons. NCBI's taxonomy places the organism in Eukaryota, Viridiplantae, Streptophyta, Magnoliopsida, Fabales, Fabaceae.